Molecule: messenger RNA, 282 nt
Organism: Schistosoma turkestanicum
Lineage: Eukaryota; Metazoa; Platyhelminthes; Trematoda; Strigeidida; Schistosomatidae
Source: the annotation of a GenBank genome assembly
AUGCAGAUACUACAAGUGAUUAUUACUACUACUAUUACUCACACUACUACUCAUACUACUACUACUACUACUACUACUACUACUACUACUACUACUACUACUACUACUACUACUACUACUACUACUACUACUACUACUACUACUACUACUACUACUACUACUACUACUACUACUACUACUACUACUACUACUACUACUACUACUACUACUACUACUACUACUACACCUUUACAUAUCUGGGCAGCAUCAUCGACGAGAAAGGUGGAUCCGAUGCAGAUGUGA